This is a messenger RNA of Salarias fasciatus (jewelled blenny), 2845 nucleotides long. Its product is annotated as 3-hydroxy-3-methylglutaryl-coenzyme A reductase. Bases 152 to 2845 code for a protein of 897 amino acids. Lineage: Eukaryota; Metazoa; Chordata; Actinopteri; Blenniiformes; Blenniidae. The transcript has 19 exons. Gene Ontology annotation, molecular function: hydroxymethylglutaryl-CoA reductase (NADPH) activity; protein binding; NADP binding. Gene Ontology annotation, biological process: isoprenoid biosynthetic process; sterol biosynthetic process; coenzyme A metabolic process. The record is from RefSeq and is a predicted model, not a curated record. Gene Ontology annotation, cellular component: endoplasmic reticulum membrane; peroxisomal membrane.
UCGUUCCAUCGGUGUGGUGCCGGUGAAGGAGAGCAGCCGCCCCAGUGUGAGGCCGGCUCUCCGCCAGACCGCCGUCAGUCCACGUCCCGGGGCAGCGACCCGCUCCGACCACCCUCCACCGUCUGCCUCUUCGCCCCGCGCCGCCGUCGCCAUGCUGACCCGCCUGUUCCGCGCCCACGGCCUGCUGGUGGCCUCGCACCCCUGGGAGGUGAUCGUGGGCACCGUCACGCUCACCAUCUGCAUGAUGUCCAUGAACAUGUUCACCGGAAACGACCAAAUCUGCGGCUGGAACUUCGACUGUCCCAAAACAGAAGAGCAAAUCCUGAGCAGCGAUAUCAUCAUCCUGACCAUCACUCGCUGCAUCGCCAUCAUCUACAUCUACUUCCAGUUCCAGAACCUGAGACAGCUCGGCUCCAAAUACAUCCUAGGCAUCGCAGGACUCUUCACCAUCUUCUCCAGCUUUGUGUUCAGCACGGUGGUCAUUCACUUCCUGGAUAAAGAGCUCACCGGCCUGAAUGAGGCUCUGCCCUUCUUCCUGCUGCUCAUCGACCUCUCCAAGGCCUGCGCUCUCGCCAAGUUUGCGCUGAGCUCCAGUUCUCAGGACGAAGUCAGGGACAACAUCGCUCGCGGCAUGGCCGUCCUGGGACCGACCUUCACUCUGGACGCUCUGGUGGAGUGUCUGGUGAUCGGAGUGGGAACCAUGUCAGGCGUCAGGCAGUUAGAAAUCAUGUGUGGCUUCGGAUGCAUGUCCGUCUUGGCCAACUACUUUGUGUUCAUGACUUUCUUCCCCGCCUGCGUGUCCCUGGUGCUGGAGCUGUCCCGUGAGAGUCAGGAGGGCCAUCCCAUCUGGCAGCUCAGCCACUUCUCCAGGGUGAUGGAGGAGGAGGACAACAAGCCCAACCCCGUGACCCAGAGAGUCAAGAUGAUCAUGUCUCUGGGCCUGGUGAUGGUUCACGCCCACAGCCGCUGGAUCGCCGAGCCCCUGUCCGUCAACACCACGGUGGGCAUCCCUCAGGUGGGCAUGGAGCUGGACCACCUCGCACCCCGGAGGAUCGAGCCCGAGAAGCCGCUCUGGCACUUCUACCUCACCAGGAUGAUCACCAUGGACAUCGAGCAGGUCAUCUGCCUGGCCCUGGCCCUCAUGCUGGCCAUCAAGUACAUCUUCUUCGAGCAGGUGGAGAUGGAGUCCACUCUGUCUCUGAAGAACCCCAUCACCAUGUCGUCCCCGUCCCCGGCCCGGUCCUCGCAGACCUGCUGCAGACAGGAGCCGCCCGCCGCCCGACCCCCAGCGCCCGCCGCCAGGGGGAACAAGCCCGCCCCCGGAGAGGAGGCUACACCGGGAGGACAGGCAAAGCAGAAAGCUGCCCCGGCUCUCCAGGACGAGGUGAUCCGCCCGCUGCCUCCCGCCGCCGCCGAGCAGCCGCCUAAGAGCCUGUUCCUGGUGGGAGGGGAGGACGGGGAGUCCAGCUGUGACACGGUUCGGCCCAGAGACCCGCAGAAGCCCCGAAGCCUGGACGACUGCGUGGCCAUCCUUAACAACCCCGAGAUGGGGCCUCGUUUCCUGAGCGACGCCGAGGUGAUGCUGCUGACCAACUCCAAGCACAUCCCCUCGUACAAGCUGGAGGCCAUGAUGGAGAGCCCGGAGAGGGGCGUGUCCAUCCGGAGACAGAUGCUGUCCUCCAAGCUGCCCUGUCCCGCCGCGCUGUCCUCUCUGCCGUACACCGACUACGACUACUCCAAGGUGAUCGGCACCUGCUGUGAGAAUGUGAUUGGCUACAUGCCGGUGCCGGUGGGCGUGGCCGGGCCGCUGCACCUGGACGGGAAGCAGUUCCAGGUUCCCAUGGCAACGACGGAGGGCUGCUUGGUGGCCAGCACCAACCGUGGCUGUCGAGCCAUAGCGCUGAGUGGCGGCGCCAGCAGCCGCAUCCUGGCUGACAGCAUGACCCGGGGGCCGGUGGUCCGCCUGCCCUCCGCCUGCCAGGCCGCCGACGUCAAGGCCUGGCUGGAGAGCACGGACGGCUUCCAGUGCGUCAAGGAGGCCUUCGACAGCACCAGCAGGUUCGCUCGGCUGGAGAGGCUGCUGGUGGCUCUGGCUGGGAAGAACCUCUACAUCCGCUUCCACUCGCGGACCGGAGACGCCAUGGGCAUGAACAUGAUCUCCAAGGGCACGGAGCAGGCCCUCGGCAGACUGCAGCAGCACUUCCCGGAGCUGCAGGUGGUGGCGGUCAGCGGGAACUACUGCACGGACAAGAAGCCUGCCGCCAUCAACUGGAUUGAAGGCAGGGGCAAGUCCGCCGUCUGUGAAGCCACGAUCCCCGCCAAGGUGGUCCGAGAGGUUCUGAAGACCACCACUGAAGCUCUGGUGAUGGUGAACAUCAACAAGAACCUGGUGGGCUCGGCCAUGGCCGGCAGCGUCGGGGGCUACAACGCCCACGCCGCCAACCUGGUGGCCGCCAUCUACAUCGCCUGCGGACAGGACCCGGCGCAGGCGGUGGGCAGCAGCAACUGCAUCACCCUGAUGGAGCCGGCGGGGCCCGGCGGCCAGGACCUGUACAUCAGCUGCUCCAUGCCGUCCAUCGAGCUGGGCACCGUGGGAGGGGGCACCAACCUGCCCCCCCAGCAGGCAUGCCUGCAGAUGCUGGGCGUGCAGGGCGCCAGUGCCGACUGCCCGGGGGAGAACGCCCGGCAGCUGGCCCGGGUGGUCUGCGCCACCGUGCUGGCCGGAGAGCUGUCGCUCAUGUCAGCUCUGGCUGCUGGACACCUGGUCAAGAGUCACAUGACGCACAACAGAUCGAAGAUCAACCUUCAGGAGACUCCAGGAUCCUGCACUGCGAAAGCUUCCUGA